GCUAGCUUGACUUUUCCGGGUCGACAAUCAACAAAAAGUGGCUAAAAAUCAGCUACAGCAAACAAAAAUAUUGCCUGAAAACUCGACCAUCACCGAGGUGAAUAAAAAAAGGUGUUAUGUUUCCCCCCAGGUGGAGGUUCAGCUGGGACAGGUGCACUGAGGUGGACCUCUUCACAGACCGCCAUACUCUCUCCCAGGCCAUCAGUGCUGCAGCAGCUGAGGAGCCGGAUGCAGACGGCAGCGUGCUGUUUGGCCAGCUGAAGGGCACUGUGGUCGGCCUCAAAUAUUACACAGGGGUGGUGAACAAAGGGGAGAUGGUGGGUUUAGUUCGAGAGCCACAGAAUCCGUAUGACAGCAAUGCGGUGAAGGUGACCAACAUUUACGGCAGCCAGGUGGGGCACAUCAAGCGGCAGCUGGCAGCAGCUAUGGCUUACGUCAUGGACAAAACGUUGGCCAAGGUGGAGGGGGUGGUGUACUCAGGGACGAACAACGCAUUCUCCAUGCCGGUGAUACUGUCCUUCUGGGGGAAAGAAGAGAACAAAAAUGCAGUGACUGAAGCUAUGGUACGUCGUGGAUUCAAACUCGACACAGGUGGAAUCAAACUAGGAGGUGGAAAUCAGACAUUUUCCAACAGUCCAGGUGCUUGGACAAUGGCAUCUAAAAAAGGUUUGACCACCCGACUGACUGCAGACGAGCUGAAGAACGCAUUUGACAAUCUGUUUGACGGCUUGAUGGAAAGUAAAGAUGGAGAGAAGGAAGCAGCUGAGUCUGUGAGUACUCCCCUGCUGCUCCACCAGAAGCAGGCACUGUCUUGGAUGUGCGCCCGAGAAAACAAAUGUGCACUUCCACCCUUCUGGGAGAAGAGAGGAGAGCUGUACUACAACAGCCUCACCUGUUUCUCUGCCAAAGAAAUACCAGAGAGGGUUCGGGGGGGGAUACUGGCAGAUGACAUGGGACUUGGGAAAACUCUGACAACCAUCGCUCUGAUCCUCACCAACUUCCACAAAGGAAAGCCCCUGCCCGUGGAGACAUGUGAGUCUUCACCUAGAAAAGCCAGUACUAAAUCACAGAUGGCCUCCAAACCGGAAGGAAGCAGCAGUGCAGGCGAUGGAGCAGGAGGGAGCGAUACAGCUGCUGGCUCUCUAUGCGCAGACUCUGCCAAGAUGGAGGUGAUCUGUGUUGAUAUGCCCGAUAUAGUGGAGAAAGCAGACAAGUCAGAGAAAAGUGCAGGCAAAGGAAAGAUGAAAGCCACCAAGCGAAAGCCAAAGGCCCCGGUAUUACUGGAGGAUCUGGACUUUGCUGCCGCACUGUGUGGCUCAUCAUCAGAUACAGGCUUUAAGAAGAAGAAAACUACCAUGAAGGCUAGUCCCUCACAGAGUGUUGAACCCUCCAUCAUUGAAAGUGCAGAAGAUUUAUCAGCCAGGGCGACUCUCAUCAUCUGCCCGCUGUCUGUGCUCAGCAACUGGCUGGACCAGUUUGAGCAGCAUGUGCGAGCUGACGUGAAGCUAAAUGUGUAUCUAUAUUACGGCUCAGAGCGCAACAGAAGCAAGAAGUUCCUGUCCUCGCAGGAUGUGGUGAUCACCACGUACAACGUCCUCUCUGCUGACUUUGGGAAUAAGAGUCCCCUCCAUGGUAUCAGUUGGCUUAGAGUCGUGCUGGAUGAAGGACAUGUCGUACGAAACCCUAAUGCUCAGAUGAGCAAGGCCGUGCUUGACCUCAAAGCUCAGCGGCGCUGGAUUCUGUCUGGAACGCCUAUCCAGAACAGUGUGAAGGAUCUGUGGAUGCUGGUGGCCUUCCUGCGUCUGAAGCCAUUCGAUGCGAGGGAGUGGUGGAACAGAGUGAUCCAGAGACCCGCUACACAAGGAGAACGGGAGGGCCUGCAGAACCUUCAGACCCUUGUGAAGUGCAUCACCCUGCGGCGGACCAAGAGCAGUGAGGUGAAUGGGCGCCCUCUGGUGUGUCUGCCUGAGAAGACUGUAUGUGUGGAGCAGGUGGAGCUGAGCCAGUCAGAGAGGGAGGAAUAUGAGCUGGCACGCAAUGAAGGAAGAAACACCAUCAGCAGAUAUAUGGCUGAAGGGACGGUUUUGAGGAAUUACGCUGAUGUCCUGGCCGUCCUGAUGAGGCUUCGACAGCACUGCUGCCAUCCUGAUCUGCUGGCAAAGAUAUCCACAGAUUUAGGUGUUGCAGCCACGCCUGCAGAGCUUCGGGAGCAUCUGAUAGAGAAGCUUCGGCUGGUGUUGGCCAGUGGCUCUGAUGAGGAGUGCUCUGUGUGUCUGGACUCCAUCCGUCUGCCCGUCAUUACGCACUGCGCCCACGUCUUCUGCCGGCCCUGCAUCGCACAAGUCAUCAGCACUGACGAGGAGACGGCCCGCUGCCCUCUCUGUCGCAAUGAGAUAAAGACCAAUGAACUGGUGGAGUUUCCGCAGGAGGAAAUUGAAGAAGAGAACAGUGCAAACUCUGUGAAAUGGAGGACCAGCUCAAAGGUACAGGCGUUGAUGGGAAACCUGCUCAGGCUGCGAUGUGAAGACAGCAGCAUUAAAUGUUUGAUCGUCUCUCAGUUUACACGUUUCCUCAACAUACUGGAGACUCCGCUCAGAGAGCACGGUUUCAGUUUUGUGCGUUUGGACGGCACCAUGAGCCAAAAGAAGCGCGCCCAGGUCAUCCAGGAGUUUCAGAGCUCAGAGGCCGACAGCCCUACCAUCAUGCUCCUGUCACUCAAAGCUGGAGGGGUGGGGCUUAACUUGACUGCCGCCUCUCAUGUUUUCCUCAUGGAUCCUGCAUGGAACCCAGCUACUGAGGAGCAGUGUAUUGACCGCUGCCAUCGUCUGGGUCAGAAGAGAAACGUUUUUGUCACCAAGUUUAUAGUGAAGGACUCAGUGGAGGAGAACAUGGUGAAGAUCCAGAGGAAGAAGCAGGAUCUGGUGGAGAAGGCUUUCGGUUCCGCAAACACGGACAGGAAAACAUCUCGGAUUGAUGACAUCAAAGCUCUGAUGGAGUUGUAGAUGUCUGACAAUGGACCAAUCUCAUGUUUGGCACAGUUGUGUUUAAACUGUACACAACAGUUUUGACUGUUCUUUUUUUGGGAUCAAACUGUUCAUAUCUGGAGAGUUUCAGUAAACUUUUGCACACACUGUUGUUGGUUUGCUCAUAUUUCAUAUAGUUUCUUUUGUACUUGAUGAUUAAUGUUCAAACUUCUGUUUUAUUUCUAUUCCUAUUUCUAUUUUUUACUUAAAGAAGGGAUAUAAAAUUCUGUAUAGAGCUUUGUUGUUCAGUUUGUGAUGCUUAUUUACAAUUAGUUCAUUAAAACAUCAGAUGGUUUCUAUGCAUGGAGGUGAGCUGAUAAGAACUCAAACAUUGAACAUCUCGGGAUAAAGACUAAAGAGAAAAACACAUCUGGUGCAGCAACUUCAUUAUUGAAAAAUAUUCAAUUUUAAUAGUUUAGAUCCAGAUGUUGUUGUUUUUUUAGAUUUUUACCCCAUUAAUGGAUUAAAGAA
Molecule: messenger RNA, 3494 nt
Organism: Scomber japonicus (chub mackerel)
Lineage: Eukaryota; Metazoa; Chordata; Actinopteri; Scombriformes; Scombridae
Gene: hltf
Product: helicase-like transcription factor
Exons: 25
Coding region: 117-3002 (961 amino acids)
Molecular function (GO): ATP-dependent chromatin remodeler activity; zinc ion binding; ATP binding
Source: RefSeq, a predicted model, not a curated record